Molecule: messenger RNA, 369 nt
Organism: Mesoplodon densirostris (Blainville's beaked whale)
Lineage: Eukaryota; Metazoa; Chordata; Mammalia; Artiodactyla; Ziphiidae
Product: zinc finger protein 124-like
Exons: 2
Coding region: 1-369 (122 amino acids)
Biological process (GO): regulation of DNA-templated transcription
Source: RefSeq, a predicted model, not a curated record
AUGUACCUUCUGUUGCUCUGUGUUCUGCACUGGUCCUUGGAGUCGUUAGGAGGGACUCAGACAGACCCAGGAAACCUCAAAAUGGACUCAUUGGCCUUUGAGGAUGUGGCUGUGAACUUCACCCUGGAGGAGUGGGUUUUACUGGAUUCCUCACAGAGGAAGCUCUACAGAGAUGCGAUGCGGGAAAACUUCCAGAACCUGGUCUCAGUAGAAAGAAAACAGGAAGAUCAUGACAUUGAAGAUCAGUACAAAAACCAGGGGAGAAAAUUAAGAUACACAAAAGAACUCACACAGGAGAGAAAGCCUAUGAGUGUAAGGAAUGUGGGAAAGCCUUCACGUGGGAAACAACUUUUCGAAAACACAUGGUAA